AUGGACUUUGAUGGCGAGCAUCCGAGGCUCCUGGAUCCCGACUCCGAAACGGCCAAACUGGCAACAAAGUAUGACAACUCCGGAACAUGUUAGUUGGAAAAGAAACAAAGGCGCAAAAAGAGACGUUUCUUUAGUGACCGUAUCCCAAUUACACCGCCAGUGUCCGUUCGUUCUGUUCGGCAGGACUCGUGCAGAUGGCAUACGCAUUCUGAAGUCCAUUGAUCAUUUUCCCGGUAUGUUCCUUACUUCCUACUGCGACGGAGAGCACUUCUUGGCCUACGUUGCAAAGGACUAUUCCAUUAAUGUUGUCCGAAUCGGGCAUAGAGGAAGAGAGGGAGAAGAUCUCAAGUUCGUGCUGCAUAAUCCAAAAAAACAGUUUGAGUUGGUUGCCACUUAUUGUAAUUCUUCGAAUCAAUUAAUUUGCAGAAACUUGAUAGACUUGACUUCUUAUUACAAAGCGCACAAGUGCAGGCUACUGGGAAUCCGGCUCACCGAGGGAAUCCCACCUCCAAACAGGAAUGACUAUUGA
Messenger RNA from Caenorhabditis sp. 36 PRJEB53466, 529 nucleotides. The record is from the annotation of a GenBank genome assembly. Lineage: Eukaryota; Metazoa; Nematoda; Chromadorea; Rhabditida; Rhabditidae.